This is a messenger RNA of Ctenocephalides felis (cat flea), 2102 nucleotides long. Its product is annotated as general transcription factor II-I repeat domain-containing protein 2B-like. The record is from RefSeq and is a predicted model, not a curated record. The transcript has 6 exons. Gene Ontology annotation, molecular function: calcium ion binding. The annotation marks the transcript as partial. NCBI's taxonomy places the organism in Eukaryota, Metazoa, Arthropoda, Insecta, Siphonaptera, Pulicidae.
AUGGAGAGUAAGAAACAAAAAUUAGAUGUUCGCGGUUUUCAAGACUGUUGGACGAAUGAAUAUGGAUUUAUACAACAAAAGGAUCGUGCUGUAUGUGCGAUAUGCCGCGAAAGUGUAGUAUGCCGCACAUCAAGUGUACAAAGACAUUUCCAAACCAAACAUCAGUCCACAUUUAAUAGCAACGAUGAGAAAUGUGAAACUAUAAAGAAAGCUGUUUCUUGUUAUAAGAAACAAAUAACUUUUUUUUGUGGAAUGACUGGAACGAAGGCUAAAGCGACAGAAUGCAGCUUCGCAAUUGCUCAUUGCAUAGCUGCCAAAGGCAAACCCUUUACAGAUGGAGAAUAUAUAAAGGAAAUUUUUAUAAAAAGUGCUGAAAAGUUGUUUAGCGAUUUACCUAACCAACAAACCAUAUUAUCCCGAAUUCAAGAAAUACCGGCUUCUGCGCGAACAAUUGAAAGAAGAAUAACUGAAAUGGCAGACAAUGUAACAACAAAACAGAAUGCUGGAUUACAAGAAGCUGUUUCAUUUAGUGUUGCUGUUGAUGAAAGUACCGACGUAAAUGAUAUUGCGCGGCUUGCGGUAUUUGCACGGUAUUGUAAUAAAGAUCAAGUUAAUGAAGAAUUGUGUACUUUGAUUCCUCUGUAUGGGACAACUAAGGGGGAGGAUAUUCUUUCUUCAUUCAUAAGUUAUUUUGACAGCAAGAACAUUAAUGUCAAAAAAAUAUUUUCUGUAACUACUGACGGCGCAGCUGCAAUGAUUGGCAAAGAUAGAGGAUUUGUCAAACUUCUUGAAAAUCAUAUUGGACAUAAAAUAUUGAACUUCCAUUGUAUAAUACACCAGGAAAGUUUAGUUGCCAAAAUUUCGUCACAGCGCUUAAUUCCUGUAAUGAAUACUGUUGUUAAAAUAGUUAAUUUUAUAAUGUCUCGCUCUUCACUAACACACAGACAAUUUAAAUCUCUUUUAGAAGAAAUGGAAAGUGAAUAUGUUGACCUUCCCUCAUACAGCCAUGUUCGUUGGCUUAGUCGGGGAAAUGUCUUAAAUAAGUUUGUGUCAUGUCUGGAACCCAUCAAAGUUUUUCUUAACGAAAAGGAACAACAUUUCCCCGAAUUGAACGAUGAAGAAUGGUUAGGCAAAUUAAUGUUUCUGACCGAUGUAACAAAUCAUCUAAAUGAAUUAAACUUGAAAUUGCAAGGAAAGCGCCAAACGGUGCUCGAAUUAUUUGAAUAUUGGACAGCAUUUGCGUCAAAAUUAAAUAUAUUUUUACGUGAUAUUAACACGAGCACCUACAAAUACUUCCCAAAUGUGAGAGCGCUUGCAAAUGAAUCGACCGUAAACAACAAUGAACUCAAAACCUACGUUGAAGCACUUAAAGAUGAAUUUUGCAAAAGAUGCAAAGAUUUUGAAGCUUAUGUGCCUAUAUUUUCCUUCCUCAUACAGCCAGAUUUAGAUUCAUCAACAAUACCGUUCGAUUGUCCAAUUUUCGAGUGGAUGAAUGUUGAUAAUUUAGAAAUGGAAAUUAUCGAACUAACAUCGUCAGAAUUAUGGAAAACAAAAUUUAAAGAACUACGAAAAAAUCUAGAAGAUGACUCUAUAGAAAAAUCGACGGACGAGCAAUUACAGCAAGCAACCAAAUUAACUGCAAGAGAGCGAAGAUUUAUCAGAUUUGCAUCGACGGAAUUUGACAAUCAAUUGUACAUGACACCACAAGAUUUUCUAGACAGUGUGGUGGAACAAGAUCCUAGACCCCGCCUGAAGCGUCGACAGCUGACUUUGUCGGAGGUUCAAGCGCUUAAAUCUUCGACGCCUACGCUCAAAAAAGGAUCACAUCAGAUGUUUAGGAACCUUAGAGAAAAAGGAAUAAUAUCUUACACGGAAUAUUUAUUUCUGCUCUCUAUAUUAACAAAGCCACAAUCAGGAUUUAAAAUAGCAUUUAAUAUGUUCGACACCGAUGGUAAUCAAAGAGUGGAUAAAAUGGAAUUUUUAGUGAUCAGAAGAUUGCUGGGUGGUUCAAUGGAAGAUCGAGAAUUGGAUGAAGGAACUAGAAAAGCAGUGAGUGUUCCUAUCUGCCUGCAUCCAAACUUUUCCUAUCUCAAUAAAGAGCG